Colossoma macropomum (tambaqui) is the source of this 1205-nucleotide messenger RNA. RefSeq names its product cystatin-like protein. NCBI's taxonomy places the organism in Eukaryota, Metazoa, Chordata, Actinopteri, Characiformes, Serrasalmidae. The record is from RefSeq and is a predicted model, not a curated record. The transcript has 4 exons. Bases 63 to 566 code for a protein of 167 amino acids.
UGAACAUUUUAGAGGGGAUCAGAAAACACUCAGAGCUCAGUGAUCCACUCACAACGAGCAAGAUGAGUGCUGUGCUGAAGCUUCUGCUGCUGUCGGCAGUCACUUUGCUGGUUUCUGCUCAGGGAUGGAAGAACUAUUGGAGUCUGCCUGAUUCAGUAAGACCACACAUUGACAAGGCACUGCGCAAUGCCAAUGGAGAAUUUGGGCAUUCUCAUCAUGUUGCCUAUUACAGCCUUUUAUCCCCCCUGGCAAUUACAGCUGAUAACUUCUAUGUAAAUGUGCUUCUGAUGGUCACCACAUGCGAGAAGGAUGCACAGAAAGGAUUUGGACAUCGAGAUGAAUGUGUUACACAAAAAUCUAAAACGCCCUGGUUUAACUGUCUUGUGUGUAAGCCAAAAAAUGGUGAAGAACUAAUUGACUGUGUGAAACAAAAAGAUGUCAAAAGCAGAGAGCACAUUCGAAGUAGUUGUCCCACUCCAUCCGUUUACCGCCUUGGAGGUACAUCUGUAAUGUUUCAGACAGGAGGGAAUGAGGAGCUACAGAUUGGAUGUCCUGGAUGUGUCUGACUUUAAGACCCCUGAAACAUGCAAAUUCUAGCUGUGGAUGAAGUAGAAAAUGUAGUGAUGACUGUAUAAAAUCAGCUACUUAUAGAUGUGUGGUUAAAAUCUACAUAAGAAAUUAUGCAUACACUUGGGGCAUAUCGCUUUGAAUAAAAGGACACAUAAAGGUUAAGUUUAUCCAGCUGUCUGGUUCUAUGUACUCUUAUUUUAAAAUAGCUAACACAAUAAGAAGAAUAAUCAUUAAUCAUUCUUGUUAUACAGCAUAUGUUUGAACACAAAGUAUUAAUGAACUAGUAACGGAUACAGAUAUACAAUAUGAGCAAACAUUUGUGACUUAUUUUAAAACUUUUAUCUUGCACAUGAACACAUUCUUUUUCAAAUAGGUAGUUAACCGUGGUGUUGAACAGCUUGUCAGGUAGCAGAAGUAAAACUCUUAGUGUGCUUCAACAGACGCACAGGGAGUGGAGCUGAGCCUGUUUAGUGAAAGCCUUGAGUCAAAAAACAGAAAAAUGUACGACAGUCUUUGGCAAGUGUGACUUAUAAAUAAAUUUAAGCAUUCAAAUUUUUAAUUUAUGACCCAAACUUUUCUUGCAGUUAUUGAAAAUGAUAUUUCAGCAGUUUCAAUAAAAAUAACAUUUUAAAGUG